Molecule: messenger RNA, 491 nt
Organism: Neoarius graeffei (lesser salmon catfish)
Lineage: Eukaryota; Metazoa; Chordata; Actinopteri; Siluriformes; Ariidae
Product: G2/M phase-specific E3 ubiquitin-protein ligase-like
Exons: 2
Coding region: 69-491 (140 amino acids)
Molecular function (GO): ubiquitin-protein transferase activity
Source: RefSeq, a predicted model, not a curated record
CAAGUGGAAGCCAUCCACAGGCAGCGAGUACAUCUGCAGGCAGCGAGUACUUGGCGUACGUUUCCAUAAUGUCCUCACUGCCAGAUAUGUCUUCCUCUGAUGAGGAGCUCAAUUGUGCAAUCCUGGCCAGUAUCGACAAUCAGAUGAAUACAAUGCGCUGUGACAAGCCAGCCUCUGAGAUACUGUUACAACUUGCCAGCAAAAUAACACCAAACAAGACCUGCAAGUUUAAUAUCAAUCGCCAGUCUGUCUUAGAUGGUGCCAUCAGGGGAUUUAAAAGGGUUUCUUACGACCCUACUGCAACUAUGUCUGUCAGGUUCUCGGAUGACCUGGGAACCUAUGAGGAGGCUAUUGACUUGGGUGGGCCACGGAGGGAAUUCUUGACCUUGCUCAUGGAAGCUCUGCUGAGAUCCCCUAUGUUUGAAGGAGUUGAGGAAAAAAAACAAAAUCUCACACUUGAUAGCAAAGGUAUGUUCCAUGUUUACCUGUGA